Molecule: messenger RNA, 426 nt
Organism: Botrytis porri
Lineage: Eukaryota; Fungi; Ascomycota; Leotiomycetes; Helotiales; Sclerotiniaceae
Exons: 2
Coding region: 1-426 (141 amino acids)
Biological process (GO): protein phosphorylation
Molecular function (GO): ATP binding; protein kinase activity
Source: RefSeq, a predicted model, not a curated record
AUGUUACACGGGGAUAUCUCCUGUAACAACGUCUUGCUUGAUGAAGGCCUUAACGCGAAGCUUGGCGACUUUGCUGGGUCUUCGAUGGAUGGACAAGAUCCUCUCAUAUGCUAUGAGACCAGUCACGAACAUCCUGAGAUUACAGGCAUUUCGACAGGAAGUGAGCUCUUUGCUCUUGCUUCUACCUUCUAUGAGAUCAUGACAGGAUCCAAACCAUAUAAAGAGUUGUCAGAUACGGAGAUAAUCCGUGCAUAUAAAGAAGGGAAUCGGCGACGCAUUGGCACAAUAGUGCCCAUUAGCUUUGGCUUUGUUGCAUUCAUUCUGAUCGCGAUUGAGCUGAAUAUGCUUGGGGUCGGCUCUGCAUUUACUGAAAUAGUACGACUGGUCAAAGUAGUGACACAUGGAGAUAAGAGUAAGAGGGUGUGA